AUGAUAUUUCGUGUGAACGAUAUUAAUAAUAAUCAAUUUGGAAAACUGAAGCGUCUCUUUGGAACAAUUAAUAGUUUAAAUGAAAAGCUAUUUAUUAAAAUAAAACCUGAAAAAAUUAUUAAGGAUGAUUGGCUCAUCGAUUAUGAUUAUCAUACGCCAUAUGAUUGGUUGAAUUUAAAGCAGCAUGAUUAUCAAAGUCUUUGCGAGAUCGGUCAAAAUAAUAAAUGGUCGCUGUACAUUUGGUCAAGACUUGUACUUUUAUCCAUGUCAGGUUUAGAUAUGAGUCAUAUAUAUGAAAUUGUUGAAGAACUGAAUAAAUGGAUGGUGAAAAUGGAACAUGAAAAAUAUAAAGAGAAUGAUCCAUUAACAACUAUUUUUAUUAAUGGUGUGUUUGAAAAUCUUAUCUUCACGCAGAGUAAAUCGCUGCUAUCACUUCCAAAUAUUCAAUCAAUGAUUCAGUACAUUAUGGAUGCUCGAAAUGCUAAAUCACCUUGGAUAAAUACAAAAACAGUAGGCGAAUUCGAAGAAACUGUGCAGCAAUCUAUUCGAACUGUUCUACUUCUAGAAGGUAAAUCAAUGUACUUGUUUCUUAGAUUUUUAGGAAUAAGUAAUGUCAACAAAGUUGAUCCUUUACACUACAAAUUUCCAUUAACAAUAUCACAUAUCAAUACGAUUAUGGGCGCACAAAAUCCUAAUGAUAUUAAUAUUUCUGAAAUCGAAUCAAAAGAAGACUUUUUUAUUCGUUUUAUAAAACAAGCAAAUAACUGGCUAGAUUGGUUUGAAAAAUUUGUUGAUAUUUUUUUAUAUAUUAUUGAAUGGUUAAAAAAUCAUAAAAUGGAAAAAGCUGAUGAAUUAUAUCGUGAAAUGUGCUUUGCUAGAAGUGAUCCUACAUUAACUUUUUCUAGAAUGAAAUCACUUAUUCAAGAACUCUUGAAAAUUUUCGAAUCUUUGAAUCACCUACCACGUUUAUGUGAUUUAUUUAAUUGUACACAAUCAUUUGAAAUAAUUAAUCCUGGAACUUUAAGUGCUUCAGAUCAAUAUGGAUCUUUUAUAACAGAAACAAAACGCUUUCGUCCUAAUGAUGUUUUUAAAAUUCCUGCCAAUACUGCUGGUGAAGAACUUCUUUAUAUCGAUGAUCGUCGCCAUGUUCGUUGGUCAUUUGCAUGCGAACAAAAGCUCUAUGAUAUUAUAGUGGAGUUUCACUUAGAAGGAUGCAUUGAUGAAGUCUUUCGAUUACAUGAAGCAAUAAGUCUUUCUCCAAAUCAAGGCGUUCUGAGAGGAGAAUUUAAGACACAACGCAGUGGUCACUUAAAAAUAAAAGCUACCAAUCACAAUAAAGAAUUUCAACAUACAUUGUGGUAUCAAAUGAAAAGUGAUCCUCUAUCAACAUGUCAUCUAUUUCACGGUAUCUUUCAUAAUCAUUAUCAAAAGUAUUUCAGUUCAUCAGAUACAAUCAUUAAAAAAAAUGAUCUGAUCAAAUUAAUUGAAAAAGUAUUUUCGUUCAUCGAUCAUUUAUUAGAUGGAAGUAUAAGUUUAGCUGAAAUGGACGAGCUUCGAACAGUUUUUUAUGAUAAAAAUAUUAAUGUUCGUGCAGAGGUGCAAAAACUAUUCGAAAAUCAAUUAGCUGUCAAUCAUUCAUUAUUGCUACUGAACACUACUUCUAAAACCUUGAGUGAUGAAAAGACUCAACAAAUUUGUAAGUGGGUUCAAACUUAUCAAUAUUAUAGUCAUGUAAAUAUUAUUAUUGAUUGUGUACAAAAAUUUCAUAUUCUCUCUACUGAAAUUAAUGAUCAAUCGAUGCAUCAUUUACAAAACUUAACUAUGGUUAGUGAUCGUUUAUUAGGAGAAAUAUCCGAUACAUAUAAUGAUGUUUAUCGUUGGUUUCAAAAAUUAUCUAACGAACAUUUACAAUUGAUUAAAGCUAUGGUAGCAUAUCCUAAUGUUAUUGAAGUAGUUAAAAAGUCAAAUUUUUAUUCUGCUGAUGGGUUACAUCGAUUUCAGGAAUUACGAGACAAUCUGACUACACAAUUUCAAUUUCAAGAACGAAAUAAUAUGAUUCUUAAUAGUUGGAUCAUUACUUUUACUUUAUGCGAGCCUUUUGUUCAAAAUGCACGCGAUUUAAAAGAAUUCAUUGAUAAUGUAGCUCGUUUGAGACUGAUAGAUGAAAACUCAUGUGAACAUGUUAAAGUUGUGAAUCAGAAUAUUCAAACUAUUAAUUUAUGGUUAUCAACUGAAGAUUCAACAAUGUUAGAUAAUGCCUUAAUUAUGAUGGAACACUUAUAUAAAACAGGUAUUGUUAAUAUUGGUCUUCGACGUUUAAUUAAUGAAGAGUCAUAUUAUAAUAUUGAUUAUUACUUUGAUAAAACAUCUGAACUGAUUGCAAAAAUCAAUGAAAAUGACAAAGAUCAAUUAAAACAACAAGAAUCAAUCAAAUUUACUUUAUCUAUGUCGGAUAUUAAUGAUCACAGACGUCAGUUAACUUUUGGUAUAUCUGACUUGUUAGAUAAUAUGGCUUAUCAAGCGAUUUUACUAGAAGAACAAUUAAAAUUGUUACAAAUGGUAGAAAAAGUUUUUUCACUAUAUCUUAAAUUAGAAGCUUCUGGUCAUCCAGAUUUUCAAUGCUUUGAAGAACAUUAUGAGAUCUGUGAUCUAUAUGGUCAUAUCAAACAAAUUUUAACCAAUAAAAAGGAUCAAUUAGAUUUAGAAUUACAAGAACAACUUAAAGAAAUAAUUAUUGAACGAACUGAACAUUUUGAAUCAAUUUAUCAUCGAUUGACUGGAGAUUAUGAAAAGUGGAUUAAGGAUUUAGAAAAAUAUCGACAUGAGAAUAAAUUAUUAACAUUAUUUUCUAAUCGUCAAAUAAUGAUAAUGAUUAUUCUUUUAACUCAAUCAAUAACAAAUAAUUCAAUUCAACAAAUAUUUUUCGAAAAAGUAAUCAGUGACAAAAAUGUUCAAGCACAUCAAUCAAAAUUAGCAAUUCAAUGUCUAACACAUUACGUACAAUCAUUGAGAAUGCAAAAUUGUAAUUUAACUGAUGUAUACGAACGGUAUAGAAUAGAUCCUGGCUCAAAAACUGAUAAAAGUUUAAACAUAUUAUCGAAAUUCCUUAAUGAAUUAUUUAAAAAUGGAAAAGAAUUAUUUCCAGAGAACAUUAUUUUGACUGAAAAUCAACAAUAUAUCAUCAAAUUGGAUUCAAAUUUAAACGAAAUUGAUUCAGAUUCAUAUUGUAUUUUAUUAAAUAUUUAUCGUGAUUAUUUACCAGCUAACUAUCAAAUUCUUUGGUGUUCAUCAGCCACUGAAGAUGAUAUUCAAUUAUUUUUUUUAAGAGUUCAAUUAUUCCAUAAUUUAACAUUUGUUGUAAUGGAUAUUGAUAAAAUGCAUCAUCGUUUGCGUACAAUUCUUUGGCAAGAACAAGAUUUAUUAAUUAAUCGAGUUGAGCCUCAUGGACCUAUUUAUUAUUUUACACGAGAAUUAAUUACAAAUAGAAAAGGUUUAAGACCUUUUUAUGUAUCACCUAUACAUCGAGAUUCAUCAGAAACUCAUUUACAAUUAAUUCGGUUAAUGAAAAAUAAAAAUAUAAUUUUACCACAAAUUGAUAUUAUUUAUGGUACUGCUGGAAUUGGAAAAACUCAUCAAAUUCGAAAUGAAUAUAGUGAUAAUAAUCUUUCAUGUAUUAGUAUUAACGAUAAGCUUAAUUUAACAGCAUUAAUCAGUUCAUUUCUAUCAAUCGAGUCAAACAAUUCCCAUUGUGAACCUUUGAUUUAUCUGAAUAUUUCUAUUCAUGCACCAUUUGAUCAAUUAAAUCGUGUUUUUUUUCUUUUAUUCAUAUGUGGUUCAUUAAAUGAUAUUACUAGUGGUUUAACAUUCUCAUCAUCGUUACAACAUCCAUGGAAAUUUAUUAUUGAAGUUCCAUUUAGUAAUACAUGUCAAAUUACACCAACAAAACAUUUUGAACAAAUGUUACCAGUACUUUCAAUCUUGUCAUCAAAAACUUUAACAGAAGUGACAUAUGAAAAUUAUCAAUUAUUUAUUGGAGAAGAAGAAGAAUUAGUAGCACGAUUUCUCAAAGCUUAUGAAAGUCAAACAAUUGAUUGUUUAUCACAAAAAAUGUACGAUAGUGACGAUGAUAAACCAGAAAAUGAUGAGCCCGUUGAUUUUGAUCCAUUAGUGGAUGAUGAUGAAUCACGUCAAUAUAUUUAUGAAUGUUUGAAUCAAUAUGUAUCUGAUCUUCCAAGGAAUAAAAUUUUUCAAUUAUCUUUUACAAAGUUUUUAUAUCGGCGUGUUCGAUUCUUUACUGGUUAUUAUUAUCGUUAUAAUUCAUCAAUACCGAAUCUUGGUUCUAUAGCGAUAUCACAAAUGAUAGAAGAAGCAAAGUAUUUAACGCAAGCAGACUUCUCUUCUGAUGAUUAUCAUCGUAUCUAUUUAGUUUAUGAUCCUUAUUUUGCUUUACAUCUUCUACAUAAUGAUUGGGAUAGUGUUCCAUAUUCGUUAAAACGAAUUUUUAAAGAUGGCGAUCCAAAGCGUGAAAUAAUUGAACAGGGAAGAAAUUAUUAUAUUGAAUGUUUAGCAUGGUUAAUUGAUAUAAAGUAUGAUAUUUUUGAAACAAUUAUGAAAGAAACAAAAUUUAUCUUAACAGAAAAUUUUGCAUAUAAAUUAUUUCAUAUUCAUGAAAGAAAAUUAACUAAACUACCAUUAAUUAUUGAAGGAGAAACAGGCGUUGGAAAAACUUUUCUUUUAAAAUUUUAUUCGUCAUUAUUAAAUGCUCAUAUUUCUCAUGGUGACAUUAAUUCAAAUACAACACCAAAAAUUCGAGAACGAACAAGUCUUUGGUUACGAAAUAAAAUUAUCAUAGAUAUUAUACAACAACACUCAAAUUUCUUAAAUGUUAUCUUGCCUAAACUUGCACCAAAGUUAAAUGAAUUUGAUAACAAUCUAAAUGAAAAUAAUAUUUAUGAAGCAAAUUUACCAUAUUUAAUAAAUAUAGAAGACGAUGAACCAGAACGAGAUGUUCUUACAGAGAUCAAACAAUCAUUACAAACUUAUGAAUAUGAUCAUAAUCUAUUAAAGAUUAUUUGGAAGACAAUAGUAACUGUAGCUGCUACUGUAGAUAAAAGUCUAAGUGAGCAACUCAUUAAAGCUUUAUGUGAGUUUGUAAAAUCACAAUUGAAAAAUUUACCAUUAAUUGAAGCAAGUUAUAAAUUAGAAAAUUUAUUGAAAAAUAGCAAUGUAUUAACUAUGGAAAAAUCAAUUGAAAUAUUUGAUGAAUUUUUAGUAUAUACACAAAUAAAAUCAGUUUUCUAUCGACUUCUUCUGCAUCCAGGCAUCAAUGAAGAAAAACUGGUCGAAUUUAUAUCUCCAAUUUGUGAACUAGCUAUUCGUGUACAAAAUAUUGAAUUAGUAGUGUUUUUUGAUGAAGUAAAUACAUCAUCAUGUCUUGGUUUAUUUAAAGAAAUGUUUAUGGAUGGUACAUUACACGGUAAAAUUAUACCAAAAAAUAUUUUUUUUACUGCAGCGAUUAAUCCAUCGAAACCAUUAGAAACUAUCUCAAAUAGUUAUGAUCAAGAAACUUUUCAUGUUCAUCGCUCUGAUUAUCUUGUUCAUCAAUUACCUGAAUCAUUAGAAAAUCUAAAGAUUAUAUAUGGUAUUCUUAAUCGAAAUACAUUAGAAGAUUAUAUUAUGCAGAAAAUAGACACAUUUACUAUUAGUUCACUUAAAAAUCCGUGUCAAUCACUACCACUCGAAAAAUAUGCUCAAGAUAUGCUGAUGCGAUCAAUUCUAAAUGCACAAGAUUUCUGUGAAAAACAUCUCGGACGCAAUUCUGUAUCACAAAGAGAAAUUCAACGAUGUUUUAAUUUAAUUGAUUUCUUUUGGAAAUUGAAAUAUAAUAAUGAUGAUGAACCCGAUGCUUCACAAUGUAUAGCUUUAUCAUUAGCAUUGAUCUAUUAUUUUCGUCUUCCGACUAAGGAAGAUAAAAGUCAAAGAAAUGACACCACUACGCCAUCACGUGAAGAUCUUGGAGAUGUUCUCGAUCGAACUUUACCCGAUUUUUGUCGAACAGUUCAAGAUGAACUUGAAAAUUUUGUUAAUACUGAAAACUUUUCCAUUCCAGCAGGUGUAGCAGUUAAUCAAGCUAUUCGUGAACAUAUUUUUGCUAUCGUUGUUAGUGUUGCUACACGAACACCUUUGUGUAUUAUAGGGGCACCUGGUCAAUCAAAAACUCUUUCAUUUCAAAUUGUUUUACAAAAUUUACAAGGUCCUCAAUUAUCAACAACAUCCUUUUGUCAACGUUUACUAGCAUUAGAUCCAUUCUUUUGUCUCGGAUCAAAAUAUAGUCGAUCAGAAGACAUUGCAUAUGUCUUUGAUCGAGCUAUUAAACGUGAAGAACAAUAUCAAAAAAUUCGAAUCGAUAGACGAUGUGUGGUUUUCUUAGAUGAAGCUUCUUUGCCUGAUGAAAAUAAAAUGGUAUUAAAAGUACUACAUCCUUAUUUAGAUGGAUGCCAGGUAUCAUUCAUCGCGAUAGCAAAUAAAUCUUUCGACGCUGCAAAUGCGAACCGUAUGAUAUGUGUUUAUCGAUCUUUACCAUCACAAAUAGAACAACAAGUAUUGGCUUAUGGUUGUCUUGGUCUACCAUUUGAUAAGAAAUCAUCACACAACAAAAAUGAUCUCGAUAAUAUUAUUAUUGGAUUAUGUGAUGGUUAUCGAGAGUUACUUCUUAGACAAGAUAUUCCAAAUAUAUUUCAUGAUCGAGAUUUUAUUUAUAUGUUAAGAGAAUUAAGAUUUGAAUUAUCAGCAGCUACAUCCACAAAUAAUGACGAAAUAAAAUUGAAUGGAAUUCAGCCGAAUGCUUUAUUACGUGCAUUAGAAGACAAUUUCAAUGGUAUUAAUCAGGAUCAAUUUAAAUCAUUAAUCGACAUCUUUUUCAAAGCAGUACAAAACAAAUCUUUGAGAUUUCGUUUACCAACAGAAAGACCUGGUAAAAAAAUUUAUCGCGAUGUUCCAACUAUUCUUCAUGAAUCUAUGAAACUUGAUUCGAAACGUCGUCGUCUCUAUGGACGUUAUAAAUUAGUUAUUGACGAAUCUGAAGAUGAAAGUGCUAUUCAUCUUUUAUUACAAGCCGGCAUUCUUGAUGCAGAUCCAAAUCGAACGACUGUCUUUCGAAUGUCUGAUUUUGUUGAUGAUAUUGACAAUGAACUAAAUGAUGUAGAAAUUCUUUCCAGUAUUAAAUUAUGUAUGGAAAUGGGUAAAACUAUUUUGAUGGUGAAUACAAGUCGAAUACAUGAUUCAUUAUAUGAUGUUUUUAAUCAAAAUUUUUCAAUUAUGGCAACAGGUGAUACAAGAAAAAUCUUUUCAAAAGUAUCUAUUGGAGCAAAAACCAUCGAUGUUGUUGUACAUGAAAAUUUUCAAUGUAUAGUACAUGUCAAAAGAAAUGAACUGCAGACUAUUCCUGCUCCAUUUCUUAGUCGUUUCCAAAAAUAUUCAUUAAGUAUCAAUGAUUUCUAUCGUAUUCGGCUGCAAAAACUAUCAAAAAACGAACAAGAUAUAUUGAAAUAUGUCGCCAGUAAGGCACAAUCAUUUAUUGUACAUUUUGGACGAGAAUAUUUCUAUAGUUUAAAUGACAAUACAUUAUAUUCAUGUCUCUUAUCAUUGAUUGAGAUGAAAAGUGAUGGAAAAUAUUCAUUAUAUCCAAUAUCUCAUCAUUAUACACAACUGAGUCGUCAAAUGAACUCAUUCAUCGAAAUAAAUCACUGUGAUAUACAAAAAUCUUUACUUCGUAUUGUUCUUAUGAAAUUAAUUCAACUCGUUUCACCAGAGUCAAUCAUUUUAAAACUACGAACAUUUGAAGAUAAAUUUGCUCAAUGGUUAUCAAAUGUAUAUUUUCAUGAACAAGAACAUUUUAACAUAGAAAACUUCUUGCAACGUUUAAUUUCUAAUACAUCAGAAACAAUAAGAAGCAAUGGAACUGUGGAUAAUGAUCGGGAUGAACGAAAAGUUUUUUGUCUAACAAAACUAAUGAUAUUUACUCGAACAUCAUCUUAUAUUUUGAGUAUGAAUCAACGCUCUAAACAAAGUUUUAUUCGUACGAAUUAUCGUAAUGAUCAAGAUAAUAUAUUACAUGCAGAUAGCAAAAUUGUGGAGAUUUUGAACUUAAGUAUUAUUGAAAAUUCUAGUCAACUAAAAAAUAAAUUUGAUGAAUUUCGAAGUAAUCUUCAAAAAAUUAUCUUUAUUAUUACUAUUAAUACUCAUUUUGAUCAACAACGUCUGCAUAUUCCAUAUAUUCGACAAUUAAUCGAUAGUACUGAAUAUGCUUAUAACGUGAAAAAUGCUCCAAAUUAUAAAUAUUUUCUAAUGUUAAUUCAUUCUCCAGCUCAAGAUUUAUAUCAUCAAUCAUGUUUUCCAUCAAUAUUUUUACACAACUGGGAUUUUUAUUUUUUUGAUACCUGUGCUACUGGUAGUGCAUUUUAUCUACAAAAACUUUUACAAUUAUUAUCACCGAAUCAUGAAUUAGAAGUAGAACAAGAUAAUACAUUUUGUGAUCUAAAUGUUCUGUUUGAAGAUUGUUUGUGGGCAUUCUGUUCACGAAUUCAAAUUUUAGCACCUAAAUUACCAAGAACUAUGUUUAGAAACACGUAUACUUAUGAAUUUUAUCAAUGCAAUAUAAAUACCAUCCGGAAAGUUAAAUGUUUAAGAGAAAUUCUAGGAGAAUCAUCAGAAUUACAAAAACUUUUAGUAAACAUCUAUCAUCAACAUUUAUUAACAACAAAAAACUCUUCAAAGAAAAUUUAUGAUUUUAUUUAUCAAAUUUCUAAAGAUAUUUUAUGUGGAAAACGUUUUGAUGGGCUUGUUGAAUCAAUUCAAAUGGAAACUCGACAUUCAUUUAUGAAUUUUGUUUUAAAUAUUUUCAAAAUUAUUGUUAAUAAUUAUGGAUUAGAAACUGUGUAUCAGUUAUCAAAUAAUCGGCAAAUUUAUGGUCCUUUACUUAAUUUAAUUGAUUUUCAUUCAUUUGUUAUUGAAAAUGAUAAUGACAACAUGUUUGCUUCUCAAACUAAACAAGAUCUUAUUCAUUUUACUACAAAUUAUUCAUGUAUACCUCAAACUCCUCUAUUUCAUUUAUUUCAUCAACGUAUUAGAUCACAUGCUAAUGUUAUCAAAUCAAAAUAUAUUCAUCAUAACCAGACUAUACAAUCUACAGAACAAAACCGAAAUUCAGAAGAUGAUAGUUCUAAUGAUUUUUCCAAUAUUACCACUACUUCUAAUAAUCCAUACAACGAUGAUGAUAUGACUUCUCUAACAUUCGAACGUUUUCGAUAUGAACUUCUUACUUUCAUUAAAAACGAUAAAAUUUUAUCUGAUAGUAUAAAUAGUAUUACUGUUUAUUCGUAUUCGAAAGAUCUUGUGAGUACAUCUUGUGCGAUUAUUGAAAACAAUUUUGAUUAUGAUCCAAUUCAAUAUCAACAAACAGUGGAAUUUAUUUCACGAUGGUUAUCACUUAACGAUCAGAAUGAUUGUCAAUUAAAUACAGAUGAAAUUGAUCAGAAUAUAUGGUUUCUUGUUCAUAUUUACACAACAUUUGAAUAUGAACAAACUGAUCUUCUUUCGAUGUAUACGGCUUGUCGAAUAAUGCAUCGUUUUCAAUCAACACAAUCACCAUUUAUUUAUUUAUUCUCUAAACAAUCAGUCGAUCGUUCUGAGCUUCGUGAAAUCUUCUUUCGUUCUAUUUUUGAUCAAUUAUGGUCAAAUCUUUGUCAAUUGUCUUCUGAUAACAAAGAAAAUUAUAAAACAUGGAUUUAUACAUAUACAUUUAUUUCAAAAUAUUAUCCAUCCGAAAAAGUACUACGACGUAUGCAACUAAUCGAAAUUAAAUGUCAGAUUCAGUUGAUGAAUUUGAUUUAUUUGCUAUUUCUAAAUGAAAAAAUUUAUGAACCACAAAAUUUAGUAACGAAUUUAUUGGAGAAAAUACAAUUAAAUCCAAGAUCCGAUUGUUUAUUAUUAUUACCAAAGAUUAUUGACGUUAUUCAAGAACAAAAUCUCGAUAAUUCAACAUGGAUGAUAGAUAUGCAACAAUGGAUAAUAUCCAUUUGUAAAUCAUCACAACAACCAUCAGAAGAAACACUACGAUUUUUACUUAUUUAUUUAAAUCAAUCGACAACUUAUCUUUCAUUACCAAUGAAACAAUUUUUAUUCGAUCAAUUGAUUGAAUUAUUAUCGAAAACAAAAGACGAUAAAGAAUCAAAAUCAGAUUUAUGGAAUCAUUUUAGUAUGAUUUCAAUCCUCAUUGAAUGCGUAUCAAAUGUUGAUCAUUAUCAAAUUCCGUUUCAUCCAUUAAUUGAAACAAACGAUCAAUAUGAAAAAACACAAGUACUUUUAUUUGAUCUUUACUUUUUUCAUCUCCGUAAUCUACUAAAAUAUCAGAAUAUCACCAUUGCAUUCUUAAAUAAAGGUAUGUUGCUUAAACUAUCAAAAAUAGAUGCAAAAGAAAAGAAAAUUAUGGCUGAAAAUUUAUUUGAACAACUGAAGAAUUAUUUUCUUUCGGUAGUCACAGCUCUGUUGAUUAUUAAUAUCGAGUCAGAUCAAGCUAAUGUCGAUGCAUUUCUCAAUGCAUUAUCGACCUUAAUGCACGAUCUUUUCUUUAUUGAUUCUACAACAGAAUAUCUUCCUAAUUAUCUUAAACUUUUUCUUUCAACCAUUAUAUCAAAACGUUCUUGGGAUUAUUUAUUCAACUUUUUACGAUCUGAAAAAUUACGAAUAAUUAAUAAAGACUGGACAACAACUCUUUAUCGAUUACUUCAAUUAAAUGAAACUGACGAUCACAAUUCGAAUUUACAAUUAUCACAUCAAAUACAAUUUACUUUUUCAAUGAAUGGAAAUAAAUCCUCGAUCUUUUCUAACCUUCAUCAACCUUAUGAACAAUUACGAACAAUGAUAAAAACAUCUAUUCAGAAGUAUAAUGAUGAAAAUUCAUGGGAAGAAUUAAUUUCUUGGAUGAGAAACCUACUAGACUGUGAACAUUCGGAGAUUCAUAACAAUCAAUUUAAAGCUAUGUUACUCUUAAAUAUUUAUUAUGAUUAUUAUUGUACUAAUCGAUUAGAAUCGAUACGACCAUUGAUUAAUAUUCUUCAAGAAUCAUCAUUUUUUUCUGAAAAGGAAUUAAGUGUAUUUCGUGCUCUAGUAGAUCCUGAACAAUACAUAAUAGGCUAUAACUCUCCUGAUAACACUAACUCAAUAAACAAACUCUUCAAUAUGAAUUGUCAGACUGAAUUUGAAGUAUCUUUACGUCAUGUAUUAGUAAAUUUAAUGGCAAUGAUUUUAUCAAGUGGUGCACGAUCAUUUCUUUGGACAUUUGUGUUUGAUCCAUUGACUCUAGAAAAGACAUACGGUUUUGGAUCGACUUAUCAAUCAACAAUUGAACGGAAUGGUCUCCAUUAUGAUUGUGGAUGUGUUAUUUCUCAGGAUGGAGUUUUGGAGCGGCCUCUCAGUACGAGAGAUGAUCGCGGACUAAGUGUUCCAGCUGUAUACGUCGCUUAUUUUUCUACAUUUGGCGCAUUAGCAUGGCAUUUACUAUUGUGCGAUGACUCAGUCGACAAUUUGUGUGGUCCAGUCUUAUCACCAUGGGCAAUCAAUACCACUGCUGAUGAACAUCAUGAAACUGAUCAAAAUAUGUUGACUAAAAUCUGUCAUUUUGUCUAUGCUAGAUUAUUAUCAACAUUUCAUUUCUUAUCUGUUCAAUUAAAUCAUGACGAUGCCUGCCUUCUAUUAACUCGUUGUUUUGAACAGAUGGCUUAUCUCACUAAAUGUGAACAGGAAUGGAUUCAACCAGUGUAUACAACAUUUAAUGAAAAACAAAAUGCAGAACAAGAAUUUGAGAAAAAUGUAUUCUAUUUUGUAUUUAAUAAAUUAGUCGAUUAUAAAGCUGAUAUCAAUCAGAGAGUUCUCCAAUCACAAAUUCAAGUUAAUCUUCAAAAAUUUACCGAUCAAAUGCCAUUGGUUUUAGACUUUCAACAUUUUCAAACAGCACUUCACCAUUCAAAAACACGAUCCUCAUCAGAUUUCAGACUUUUACGAUUUAUUUUGGAUUCGUUUAACAUUCUAAAAGUGACAAAAAUAAUUAUUCCACUUGCACAAUUUUAUCUUCUUUUACAUCAAACAUAUAUACAAUUAAUUAAAAGCGAUGAAUUAUUAACACUUUCUUUAAAAGAAUUAUAUGAACGUGCUGAAAAAUGUUCUGAUCAAUUCUAUAAUUCAUUUAAUCAGAAUGAAAAAGAAAAUCAUCGAGUCAUCAUUCAAGAUGGUAUUGAUGCAGUUAAUAAUUAUCAUAAAUUUGCAUAUGGACUUAUUCAACCAGGUGUUUGUAAUCAAACUCAACGAUUUGAGAAAAUAGAUUUUGAUACACCAGUUAACUAUUUACUGACAACCAAUAACUCAGAUGAAGGCAAUAUUAUUAUGAGAAUACUCAGUAUUUUAGUUAAUUAUCAUAAUCAUAUUUUGAAAUUAUUAUCAAUAGAAAUGAAUACAAAUAAAGGUUAUGAAAAUAGUAUUUUGAAAUUUUUAGUAAAUGAUAUAACCUCGAAAGAGAUUUCAAUUUUACAAGUAGUUAGUUACGGUAUUGGUAUUAUUUUAUUAGAUGACCAAGAUUGUAAAUGGAUCGAACGACUAUGUCAAGCAAGUAUUACUAGUGAUGAACAAUAUGCUUUUAUUAAUGUUAAUUCAUUAUUUACAUUUGAUUUUGGAUAUAUUCAAUCUCAAAUUAUUCAUAUAUAUUUACUCUUCUGUCAAAUUAAUCAUCACCAUAUUAUUCAAACAUAUCAAUGUUAUACUGAGCAAUUAUCAACGAAUUUAACGAUAACAGAUAAUGAAAAUUUAGACCUAGAUGAAAAGUAUAUGUUACCAUUUAAUGACGAACAAUUAGACUAUGAAUGGAACUAUUUGAAAAGUAUAUCUUUAGAUAAUCUUUAUCAUUCUUACACAUUAUUAAAACAAAUUGCGUCAACAUUAAAAACAUCUUUGAAUGAUAUAAAUCAAUCAGAUAGUCUUUUUGAUUUUCUUCAUUUAACUGAUCAAGAUAAUGAUAUUCUUGAAAGAAUACAACACUGUGGAACCAGAGAUUUUCCUUUAUGUCAUUUUAAUCACGUUAUUAAAUUAUAUGCUCAAUCAAUAAAUGGAUUUGAACACUUAUUUACUGAUAUAUCACCUUUAUUACGUAUCCCUAUUGAUACUCAACUAGAUAUUGAAUUAACUAAACAAUUCAAUGAACAAAUACUACAUACGAACAAUGAUAAUAAUAUUGAAAAAUAUCAAACAAUGAAUCAAACAAUAACAGAAUUUCUUAAUGAUUUAAAAAACUCAAAAGAUUUGAUUCUACAACAAUCUUCUCAAUCUUUUGUAGAAACUUGUCAUCAUUUAUCAAUAGAUAAUCCUAUUUUGAAAUGGAUACCAUCAGAAAUUCGUUGUGAAAAUUAUGUACCUUUGAAUAUUCAUUUAAUUCGAAUACGGUCGAUACUUCAAGAAACAAAAGUUAAUGUAGAGGAGAAAAUGAUAAUUUUAUGGCAAGAGGAGACAGAAAUCCAAAGAAACGAUAUAGAUGGAAUUUCAGAAUCUGAAGAAACAAAUGAUCAAAGUAACUUAUCUUCAUUAUCUUCAUCAAGACAAAAUUCAACUAACGAAAAGAAUUCACGUUCAUCAUCAUUACAUGAGCCAGAAAUUUCUGAUUUUGAAGAAUUUCUUGUAUAUGAUUCAUUAUUUCAGUUCGAUAUAAAACUAGUACCAUGUUCAUCAUUUACAUUUUUACAACAGUUACAUGAGCAUCGAACAGAACGUAUCACAGAACCUGCAGCUGUAAGCAAUGCACCGAAAUUUAUAGUUACACUUCCAGAUGGAAAGCCGAUCACAAUUAUGUGUAAAUUAGAUAAAUGGCAAGCACGUCUAAAAAAGAUCUUUGAUGAUAAACAUUAUGAUUACAAUGAAUUUGCAUUAAUUGAUGAAAACGAAAUAUUUGUUGAUUUGAAUAUGGAUAAUUUUAUUUUAUUACAAAAAUCACCUGCUGAAUAUCGUAUUGUAAAAAAAGAAAGUUUAGUUUCUGUGAAAUUUCACUUUCGCUCAUCAGAGAUCGAAUAUGUUACAACUACCACAAAUCAAAUAGGAACGAUAAUAAAACAUUUUAUCGAUAAUAUUCAAUCAAAUAGUAUUACUAAUGAUACAUAUCUUGGUUUUCGUAAUCAAUAUGGCGAAUAUAUAGAAGAUGUUUCUGUAGGAAAUCUAUAUAAUAACAAUGACAAAAAAGUUGACAUUACAGUUAUUGAAAAGACAUUUGAGAACAAUACCUUAUGGGAAAUAAGUUUAAAUGAACUAAAAAUCUUUUUGGAUUUGGAAUCAACAUGGGAACAUGUCGAAAAAUGGUUGAAAGAUUUUUGUCGAAAAAAUGAUAUUUCGAUUAAUGAUUAUGCAUUUUUAUUGGUAAAAGAACGAAUAAUAUUUAAGAAAACUGAAUCAAUUGGGUCAACAAUAGAUACAAAACAAUUAAAUCUAAUUGAUGUUAUUAAUCAACAAACAGUUACUUCUAUAACUCUUUCAUACGAAAAUAAACAUGAAAGUUUACAGAUUUUAACAUCGAUGAAAGUCAUUCAAUUAUUGAGAAACAAUAAUCUUCGAGAGAAAUUAGAUAUAAAUGAAAAUACAUUGAAAAAUUUUAUGAUGAUAUUAGAAAAAGAAAAUGAAUGUUUAACUCUUUCUGAAGAGCAAAUGCAACAAACAAUCGAAACAUAUUGUUCAACAACGAAUAAUUUACUUCAUUUUCGAUUAUUUAUACCAACAACUAUUGUAAUAAAUUAUAAUGAAGAGAAGAUUUCAUUAGUUUUGCAAACACGAAAUAUUACUAUUCGUGAAAUAUUACAAAUGAUGGAUGAAUCAAUGAUUGUUCGUCGAUGCUUAGCUUUGAAAAAAACAAAACGAGUUUUACAUGAAAAUGAAAUUCUUUCAGAUUUAUCCGAAAAUGAAUUUUAUUUGAUUGAUAAAAAGGAUAUAUGCCGUGUUUGUAUUGGGUUAUCAGAAGUAAAUAUUAAUCAAUGUUUUACCAAUAAUGCUACAAUUAACGAUAUGUGUAAAGAACUUAAAAUCAAUCUUGAAACUCAACAUGUAAUGUAUUCAAAUGAAAUUAUUUUAUCAUCGGAAAUUUCAUUAAGUUGUUUUCAAUCAGAAACACCAGUUUGUUUUUCUAUUACUGAAACAAAUUUCCCCAUUCGUAUUACAGUGAAUAACGAUCAACAACAUAAAUCAAUUACAUUCUAUUGCAAUUCUUCGAUUACUAUAGAACGUCUUUGUUCUCUUUGUUGUCAUUUGAUGUGUGUAAUCAAAGAUACUGCUGAAUUAACAUUACCUGAUGGAACAACGAUCGACAAUGAAAUUUCUUUAAUGGAUAUUAAUGAUACAAUGACAGAAAUAGAGUUACAACUGAUCGCUGCACCGUGUUUAUCUUGUUCGAUUACAUGUUCAGAUCGCACCAUAGUAUUACCUUGUCGAUCAGAUCAAUUGAUUUCAACACUUGUCAAUAAUCUGCUCGAACAGCUCUCGAUUUCAUCUGAUCUAAUGGAAACAUAUACAUUGUUUGCCUUAGACACAGAAGAAACUGAAAUUGAUUUCGAUAUAUCAAUUGAAGAUAUAAAAGGAUUAUUUUCUUCAUCAUCGUCUUCAAUCAUUAGCGUUGAACUGAGAAAAUGA
Molecule: messenger RNA, 15708 nt
Organism: Adineta steineri
Lineage: Eukaryota; Metazoa; Rotifera; Eurotatoria; Adinetida; Adinetidae
Source: the annotation of a GenBank genome assembly